AACCCCAAUCUCUCCCCUUCAAACGCGUUGUCUUUGCUGUUACAAUCCAUGGCUUCGCAUUUUCUUCUCUUCAUAUUUAUAUAAAUAUAUUCCCACUUCGGGGCACUCGCAAUUGAAAAUUUGGUUUAUUGUGGUUCCCCUUUUUUUUGGUGUUUCUAUCUAUAGAUAUAUUUAUAGUGCUCUCUGCGUCUCGUUCCUUCUCUUUGGCUCCUCCGGCGCGAUUGAACUUUGGAACGAUCGGUGGAGGGUUGUGGCGUUAGAGGGGAAAAUGUCAGAAGCGAAGGUAGACACGCCAUUGAUCUCACCAUCAUCAUCACGAAAUCUCCCUGAUUUCAAAAAGUCAGUUAAAUUGAAGUACGUAAAGCUUGGUUACCAUUACUUGAUCACCCAUGGAAUGUUCCUCUUUCUUUCCCCUCUUGUCGUUGUAAUUGCCGCUCAGCUCUCGACAUUUUCUCUCCAAGAUCUACAUGAUCUUUGGGACCAUCUUCGAUUCAACCUCAUCUCCGUGAUUCUUUGUUCAACUCUUCUUGUUUUCCUCUCGACCCUUUACUUUCUCACGCGUCCUCGCCCAGUGUAUCUUGUGGAUUUUGCCUGCUACAAGCCUGAAGAAUCUCGGAAAUGCACGAGGAAGAUUUUUAUGGAUCAGUCUCAGAUGACUGGUUCAUUUACAGAAUCGAGCCUUGAGUUCCAGCGGAAGAUCCUUGAGAAGUCUGGCCUUGGGGAGUCAACUUACCUUCCUGAGGCUGUUCUCAAUAUCCCUCCAAACCCAUCAAUGCAAGAAGCUAGAAAAGAAGCCGCGACUGUAAUGUUUGGUGCCCUCGAUCAGCUUUUUGCAAAGACAUCUUUGAAGCCUAAAGACAUUGGAAUUCUGGUUGUGAAUUGUAGCUUGUUCAAUCCAACUCCAUCCCUUUCUGCUAUGGUCAUCAACCAUUACAAGCUUAGAGGUAAUAUAAUUAGCUAUAAUUUGGGUGGGAUGGGUUGCAGUGCUGGUUUAAUCUCAAUCGAUCUCGCUAAAGACCUUCUUCAGGUCCAUCCCAACUCUUAUGCAUUGGUUAUCAGCAUGGAGAACAUCACUUUGAACUGGUAUUUUGGGAACCAGAGGUCCAUGCUUGUUUCCAAUUGUUUAUUCAGGAUGGGAGGAGCUGCUGUGCUGCUUUCAAAUAAAAGCUCUGACAGAAGAAGGUCUAAAUACCGAUUGGUGCAUACUGUCCGAACCCACAAGGGUGCUGAUGAUAAGUGCUUUGCCUGUGUUACCCAAGAAGAAGAUGCCGAAGGAAAGGUUGGUGUUUCUUUGUCUAAGGAUCUUAUGGCAGUCGCAGGCGAUGCUUUAAAGACCAACAUCACUACCUUAGGCCCUCUUGUUCUGCCAAUGUCUGAACAGUUGCUCUUCUUUGCUACAUUAAUUGGGAGGAAACUUUUCAAGAUGAAACUCAAGCCUUAUAUUCCAGAUUUCAAACUAGCUUUUGAGCACUUCUGCAUUCAUGCUGGGGGAAGAGCUGUUCUGGAUGAAUUAGAGAAGAACUUGCACCUCUCUGACUGGCAUAUGGAGCCAUCAAGGAUGACACUUUAUCGAUUUGGCAACACCUCGAGCAGUUCCCUUUGGUACGAAUUAGCCUAUACUGAAGCCAAGGGCAGAAUUAAGAAGGGGGAUAGAACAUGGCAGAUAGCAUUUGGAUCUGGGUUCAAGUGCAAUAGUGCAGUGUGGAAGGCUUUAAGGACCAUAAACCCAGCACAGGAGAAGAACCCAUGGAUGGAUGAAAUUGACAUGUUUCCAGUGAAUGUUCCAAAGGUAUCAGCCCUCUAAAGCCAGAAAUGGUAUUUUUGUUCCCCAUUCUUUUGCAGCUGUAAUUCGAGAUGUGGGCAAGACAUUUGAAUGGUAAAAUCUUUGAUUCUUUCUAUUUUUCGGAUUGGACUGUGUUUUGGCCACCAUGAGGAGGGUGGUUGUUAGCCUUUUGCUUUUCUUUCAAUUGCGGUCUUGAAGCAGAUGGAAGAUAUUUUCUUGUUGGGGAGAUGGAUUAUUUGCAUCGAAGAGUUUUAGUGAUUGCUGUGAGGUUCUGUCUUCGUUACUAGGGAUUAAUGUGAUUCAAUUUGGAAUUUGAACUAUAUGUCUAGUGAUAUUCUUUUGGAACAGUGUUUUGCAUUUCUUCUGCCUCUUUCAUUGGGACCAUUUUGCUACUUACACUGGGACACUAUUUUUGCUUCCUUGCAUUAUAAUCACCCAGAACAUCACGGAUAAACUAUUUUGAGAUUUUAUUUA
Molecule: messenger RNA, 2257 nt
Organism: Vitis riparia (riverbank grape)
Lineage: Eukaryota; Viridiplantae; Streptophyta; Magnoliopsida; Vitales; Vitaceae
Product: 3-ketoacyl-CoA synthase 11-like
Exons: 2
Coding region: 269-1804 (511 amino acids)
Biological process (GO): fatty acid biosynthetic process
Cellular component (GO): membrane
Molecular function (GO): acyltransferase activity, transferring groups other than amino-acyl groups
Source: RefSeq, a predicted model, not a curated record